CAGUGGCUCGCCCAUGUGUCCGUUACGGCAGUUUACGGAAGUGUAACCACCCACUACAAAGAUGGAGGACGAUAUCUCAGAUUUGAGCAGACCACAAAUGUACUUGUUUGGUUGUACCCUGAAAUCGGACAAACGGGAGUUCAAAGUUGACGUAGACGACGAUGACACGGAACAGCAGCUGUCACUUAAAGCAGUUUGUCUAGGAGCCGAGGCGGAGGAUAAGUUCCACAUGGUGGAAGUUGAAGGCCUCACUUAUGAUGGGAAAACGACCAAAGUGCCACUAGUUGCCCUGAAACCUUCCGUCCUGCCCUCUAUGACUUUAGGUGGGUUUGAGAUUACUCCUCCAGUUACCUUCCGUCUCCAGUCUGGAUCUGGACCAGUUCACAUCAGCGGGCAGCAUUUUGUUAGUGUGAAGGAUUCAGACGAUGAAGAGGAAGAGAACAAUACGUCUCCGGUGAAGCGGCCUGCAGCUCUGCAGUUAGGGAAGAGGCCUCUGAUGAAAAAGCUAAAGAUGGAUUCUGAUGAUGAUGAUGACGAUGAAGACGACAGUGACGAGGAUGAUGAUGAUGAUGAUGACAGCGAUGAUAAUGAGGUGAAAACUCCGAAGAAUGUCGGCAAAGCGCUCAAAACAAGUCCGGAGUCUUCACCUAAGAAGCCCAACAAGACUCCAGGAAAACAAAACGGCCCUGCAGGAAAACCCUCAGGAUCAGCAGUCAAACCACAGAAUAAGACACCUGCCCCAGGAAAAGACAAACCCCAGGCUGGCCCAUCUAAAUCUCCGUCUCUGACUGAGAUUAAGAACAAGCUGUCAACGGCAGCCAAGGAGGGGAGAGGACUACCGAAGACAGAGCAGAAGUUUGAGAAUUUCGUGAGGAGUUCUUUUAAAAUCUCAGACAAAAAAGUGGUCGGAGAUCUCUGGAGUUUUGUGCAAACACUGAAGAUUGAGAAGAAGUAACGCACGCGUAUGUUGAAGCAUUUGUAUGUUUUGCAUCCUGCAAGAGAUUUAAAGGCACAGUCGGCGAGAUUUCCUACUCACCCUUACCUUGUCAGCACUGCUAAGGACUAUGAUCAGAAUGACUUUGUGCUGAAGUUUUUUUGAAGCCAUCGAUGCAUAGAUUCAAGUGUCAUUUUUUUAAAGAUGCAAAGCACCUUACAGAGCUGUUUCACUCACAAACUCACUUAUUUAUGUCUAGCCGGCUGUUGAUUUACACAAGGGGAAGUUUUGUAUUUUCUUAUGGAUAGUAUUGUUUUGUAGCAGCUAUCGGGGAGAAAGGUAGAAGCGCUGCCAGUUAGGUUCUGCAGAUGUCUGCCGCUGUCUACAGGAAAGAAAAGUUCCCAACAUUUGCGCCACCUGCAGGCAAUAACUGUGUCACCUGCAGAUUUUCAUAGUUGCAGUAAUUAAUAAAUUAUGUAAAUUAUUAGCUUACAACAAAGCUCAUGCUUGAAGCCAAAAACACAUUGGGGAUUAGACAUGAAGACACCAUCUUGGCACCAGUUUCUUUUUUCAUCCUACCAGGACUCACCAAAGACACAUAUCCUACACAUGAAACGAGGGCAGCUCCAACCUCAUUACUUGCAGGUGGUGAAAAGACAGAUUCAUGAAGCCGUUGUUUUCCUUGCCUGUAGAGAGCGAGAUUAGCAUCUCAACACCUUAUUUUCUUCAUGUACUGACAGUGCAGGUUGUGUUUAAACGUACGGUCCAGAGCUGUUAGUGUUAACCUGCUGCUUCUGCAGCUCUAUAAUUUAAUGAUUUUUGUCUAAGAUUGGUUUCAGGUGCUUCGCGUCUGUGACACUGUUCUUCUUCUUAAGUCAGUAAUGCAAUAGGAGAUAUUGCAGAAUGUGCCUUUAAACAUCUCUACUGUAAACUGAGAUAAAUCAUAAUCCCAAUUUGUGUGAACUUAAGCAGCAUAUACAAUGGUGGUGGUGAAGACGGCGGAUGCAAGAGUACAUUUUGACUUUUUUUUUUUUUUUAUUGUUAGCCAGUACCAAUAAGUGUUGUUUUGUUACUUUAUCUGGAUUUGCAAAGCAUUUAAGCUCGCAAGCAUGCUAGCAGAUUGUACAACUCAUUUGUGCUCUAAUUGCUUCAUUAAUACAUACAUUUAUGUAAUGGGAUUACACUUUUUUUUAAAUUUUGUUGCUUGAGUCAGUCAUAGCAAAUCCUGCAUCACAGAGUGCAGUAACUGCUUUUCCAGCAACACCAAGGGUUACGUUUCCCCCUGCAUGGAUUAUGUAAAUAAGCAAAAUGAUUCAAACAAUCCUGUGAAACAUUUCACCAAAAACAAAAUGCAAUUUAAAAGCAUUAAGAUCCUAUUAUCUACUGGGAUGUGUGUAGCUGCAGCCCUGCUAUUGUUACACAUCUGAUGAGCAGACAAGAAAUGUUGGAUUGCGUGUUUUUACCAGGAGCACGCCUGACUAUCCUGGUGUCAUUCUUAAUUUUUUUAAUACUUUCUGUACACAUGUACUUACGCCUUCACUGGUGUCAUCUUAACUUGCAGCUUGCAGCACGUCCACAUCAUGACUUCAUAUCAAGACCAUUAACACCUGUCAUAACCUGAGAAGGUAUUCAUUACAGUGACUACAGCCAAGAGCGUUCUGUGCUCUAUAAAACCAACACAGAUGCCCCGACUAAAAUGUUUUGUAGUCAUAUACAUUAUAUACAAAAAGUUCCAAACAAGGCAAAUUGUUAGAUUGUUAAUUCCAUGAGUGUAUUUACGAGUUGGCACGAAGACUGUUUUCAGUGUAGUUCAAUGUACUCUAAUGCGCUGAGGUCUGAUUACAAGCAGGGUAUCUUAUUUGCUACACCAAGAUCAUAAGGUAUUAGAAUAUUGUAUUAGACUAACAUGACAUCACCUUCACCAAAACCACAUAGGAACUCAACUCCGUAAUUGUUUUCACUCUUAUAAUGUAGUUUUCUGAUGACAAUAAGCGCUCGUUCUGAGCUUAUAAUGUGUUUGAGAUCCUGCCCAAUGCCCUUUAAGAGCCAAAUGCUGGUUGUGUACCAUCCUUAACCAGUCAAAUUGCUUGGCUCCGUCUUUGCCCAGUUCCUAAAUUAGAUGUGAAAUUUCUAAACUUUACUACAUCAGUUAAUUUAGGUCAUUAAAGUUGCCCUCACAGGUGAUCUAAAUCUAAUUAUUACAAGUUGGUAAUGUCCUUUUAUAGUGAGGUUUCAUUAGCAGCCCUUAAGUUUUUUGCUUUUGCCUUGUUCAUAGCAGAAUCCUUUGUCAGUGAUUUUUUUUAUGCUUCCGUCGUAUCAGACCUAAUGAAAGUUUCUUUCUGUAAAUAAAUGUCUUGCUUUUAUUCACAAAUGCGGCAGCUGAACAAUGAUGUUUUAAGUUUAUGCUUAAACUUCCCUUUCUACUGGCUGGUUUUUGAUUUCUUGUCAUAGUUUUCAUUUUAAAUGUGUUCUAGUUUGAUCUCAAGCUAAUGUGAAUAGAAAUCCCCUUUUUAAAAUGUUUAAAAUGCAGUUUUUGUUCGCCUUUUUUUCUAACCCUGCUGUUUGUCAUCCCUAUUUUGGUUCUGUACUGAGGAGUCCAGUCCAUGUCCCGUGAAAAAGAGAAACUGCUGCGUGUUAAAGGUUCAUUAUUUUUAAUAAGAGUUUUAAUUUGCAGCAAGUAGUAUGCAGUUGAGUUGUUACUUUUUCUUUUUUGUCAGUAGAUGAUAGGCUUUGGCACAUGAUCUCUGUACAAUGCUCCUUAUUAUGAUCAAAUAAUGAAUUUAGAACAGCAGAACCAAGCUGUCAUUCUGUUUUCUGCAUUUUAAGUUGUGGUAACCAUCCAUCGUGUCAGACCAAAGUAGUUCUGAGAUUUAUUGUGUAUUCUUCUUGCCCAUAUUAUUGCCUUGUGACAUGAAGCAUCCACCAUCAAUCAGAAAACAUCUUCAUUUGAACUGACGUGAAACAAGACUACAUGAAAUUAUAAUUAUUGUUCAUUUUGUCAAACCUUAUUGAUUAGUUCACUCAUGAUUGCUGAUGGUGCAAGAUGAACAUAUCCAUUCUUGUUUUGUUUUAGUUUUUUACCUACCUGUAAUAUUUACCUGAAUAAAAUCAAUUCUAGCUUG
Messenger RNA from Acanthochromis polyacanthus (spiny chromis), 4056 nucleotides. It is a transcript of the gene npm1b, whose product is annotated as nucleophosmin 1b. Gene Ontology annotation, biological process: ribosomal large subunit export from nucleus; chromatin remodeling; positive regulation of transcription by RNA polymerase II. The record is from RefSeq and is a predicted model, not a curated record. The coding region runs from base 62 to 955 and encodes 297 amino acids. Gene Ontology annotation, molecular function: chromatin binding; RNA binding; histone binding. NCBI's taxonomy places the organism in Eukaryota, Metazoa, Chordata, Actinopteri, Pomacentridae. Gene Ontology annotation, cellular component: centrosome; ribonucleoprotein complex; cytoplasm. The transcript has 11 exons.